Messenger RNA from Tilletiopsis washingtonensis, 1560 nucleotides. Its product is annotated as HIT-like protein. The coding region runs from base 73 to 1395 and encodes 440 amino acids. Gene Ontology annotation, biological process: single strand break repair; double-strand break repair. The transcript is spliced from 6 exons. Gene Ontology annotation, molecular function: mismatched DNA binding; single-strand break-containing DNA binding; single-stranded DNA binding. NCBI's taxonomy places the organism in Eukaryota, Fungi, Basidiomycota, Exobasidiomycetes, Entylomatales. Gene Ontology annotation, cellular component: nucleus. The record is from RefSeq and is a predicted model, not a curated record.
CCACCACCUCGCCCUCGUCGCCCGUCACACCCACAUCCGCCCACGCUGUCGCUCGCCGCGCGUCUCCUCCGCAUGGCCUCGGGCGCGCCGCCCGCGUGGCCGCCGGGCCCCAGCGGCGCGUGGAACCAGGCGCUGGCCGUCAUGGCGGCGCACCCCAAGCCCGAGACGCUGCCGCCCGACGUCUACCUGCGCCACGACGAGCACACCCUCACCAUCUACGACGGAUACCCAAAGGCCAAAUAUCACUUUCUCAUCCUGCCACGCAUGCCCUUCAAGUUCGAGAAGGACUUCACAAAGGACGGAGAGCCGGGGCAGCCAAAGAACAUUGACAGCAUCAUGGCGCUCAUGCGCACAGACAACGCCCUCGACGUGCUCGAGCGCCUGGCAGCGGCGGCAGAGGAGCUCAAGCCGAUGAUCAAGGACGAGAUGCGCCAGACGCCGCUGCCGGGCGGCACGGAGCCGGCAGGCGUGCACUGGAACAUCCAGGCGGGCUUCCACGCGCUGCCGAGCAUGGCACACUUGCAUCUGCAUGUCAUGAGCGCCGACCUCAUCUCGCCCUGCCUCAAGAACAAGAAACACUACAAUUCCUUCAAUCCGCGCGGGGGCUUCUGGCUCGAUCUGUACGAGACGAUCGAGCUCGCCAGGCGCGGCGAGCACACGCUGCGCAAGCCCAACGGCAUGGCGCACUUCAAGCACGAGCGCGACAACGCCCCGCUGCUCUCGAUCUACACGGGCGCGACGAUCAAGAACAUGCCGACGCUCAAGACGCACCUGCAGGAGAUGUGGGAGAAGCAGAUGCACAAGCGGGCAGAACGGCUGCGCCUGACGGGCACGCAGGAUCAUCCCGAAAAGGCCGAGCAGCGCGCAUUGGGCCGCGAGGGCGUCAAGAAUCCGUGGACGCGCAUUCCGAGGGAGGACUACGACCCGGACAGCCCCAAGUCGUACGACCACCUGACGGGCAAGCGCAAGAGGGCGGCGGAGAAGGAGGCAAAGUCGAUAAGCGUGCUGGAGGCGGACAAGUGGGCACUGUACCCGGGCGGCAAGGGCAGGAAGAGCGCAAGCGAGACGUCGGAGACGGAGAGUGAGGACGAUGGAGUGCCGCGCGAGCCUGCCACCAAGUCCAAGGGCAAGGGCAAGGCUGAGCAGCAUAACGAGCCGCCGCAGCCGGCCAAGCAGUACGACGCACCACCGCACGUGGCGAAGCAGUACGACGAGCCGCCGCACGCGCAACGCAGCAGCGACAACGACUUUGCGGCGUCGAAGUGGAUCAGCGAGGCGGAGGCGCAUGACGUGCUGCCCCGAGCGCCGCGCGGCAAGGCCAAGGCCAAGCAGCCUGAGUACGCCGAGCCGCUGCACUCGCAAGACGCUGGCGCAUCGGGCGACAAGUUCGUGUGAGGCGCUCCUGGCUUCGUUCUUGCAUCUACAUACCAGCACAUCACUCUCUGAGCAUCACGCCUUGCGCCGCGCUGCAUUCUGUCUCCCCUCGCUGUUCGUCCCACGUCCUCAUGUCACGAUUCGAGCUAUGAGCCGCUGUAAUUGCACGCCCUUCACUUCUCGCCC